AUGAAUCUAAGCAGAACUGAAUUUAAUAAUAAUGAUUAUUGGAUGACAGUGCCUGGAUGCAUUCUAGCCUGGGCUCCAAUGAAAUCAAAGCCAAGACUGAUUGCUUCAUCCCUUUUGUAUCUUCUGCAAGUGUUUGUACCAUCACUGUACUUUCUGUGCCUAGGCUUUAUUCUUCAUCAGGUGUAUAAUUCAAAUAUUCUCAUAUCAAAAAACUCACUUGUGUGCAAUUUUAUUAUGAAAGUAGAAAUUAUUGGGCUGUUAUGCUCAGAGUUUAUCACAGUACCUGCCAUAAUAAAACUGAUAUUUGGAUCUUUAGCCGUCUUUAUUUCUAUAACCAGCAGUCCACCUAACGUAGAAUGCCCCGAUCCAUUCGAAAGUAUGAAAGCCAAAAUAAGCUCAUCAAAUAUGCUCAAUAUGGAAUAUCGAUGCUUCAUAAAUAUGAAAAGGGAAGAGGCGUAUUUGAAAGAUGCAGGGCUGUUUUUUACAGAGAUACUUUACAUGCUGUCAGAGAAAAAAAUUCUAGCUGCUUUUUUGCUCUUUUUUCAGUUUCGAAAAUUUUGA
Messenger RNA from Vittaforma corneae ATCC 50505, 561 nucleotides. RefSeq lists its product as uncharacterized. Bases 1 to 561 code for a protein of 186 amino acids. The record is from RefSeq and is a predicted model, not a curated record. NCBI's taxonomy places the organism in Eukaryota, Fungi, Microsporidia, Nosematidae. The transcript has a single exon.